Molecule: messenger RNA, 1670 nt
Organism: Chara braunii
Lineage: Eukaryota; Viridiplantae; Streptophyta; Charophyceae; Charales; Characeae
Source: the annotation of a GenBank genome assembly
GGUGAAAAAUGAAUAAUCCAGGGUAGUGGGAUCUGACCCUGAACCCAGCAGCACAUCUGGAGAAUUGAAAUGAGCCUCUCGGUCGCAGCGUGUAGGCUUUUUCCAGCAGGUUCGGAAUGGCCUGCACGGUGCCGACGUCGGCCUACCGCUUCUUCGUUCCGGCCGUACCUCUCUUCCCUGCCCUUGGCUGCGCUUCCGCGCUUGGCGCGGCCUCCAGCAGCAGCAGGCUUUUCAAUUCGAGCGGUCCGCCGACGGAUCCACGAUGGGGGACCGGUCGCCGUUCGGUACCACGUGUCCAUGCCUUCACAGAUCGUCUAUUGAUUGCCUCGAUUGGAUCGGUCGGUGGAGGCAAGGGCAAGGGCAAGGGCGUGCUUCAUUUCGCUAAGGAUUUCAACGUUUCUCCGGUGGCAGGGAUGGCAGAUGGCCAGCUGUCGAGUGAUCAUCGUGCGGGCGAUCAUAUCGACGGCUGUGCCAUGCCUGCCGUGAUGGUGGACGGUGAUCGGAAGAUGGCGGCUGUAGCUGAGGGGCCUACAGCCGCAGAGGCGGCUGUGGUUGCCGCGCCAGCUGAUAAGGCACUUGGAGAAGCCGCUCAGGAGGGAGGUGAUCCUCUUUCUGAGGCCGCAUCAGCUCCCCUCUUGGUCCAGUACCUGGUCCUUCGGAAGGACCUCGUGGAGAACAUGGGGUGGUCAAUCGGGAGCGUGGUCGCACAAGCCUGCCACGCCGCCGUCGCCGCCACGUGGCUCUCUAAAGACGAUGCGCUCACUCAGCGGUACUGCUCCGACUCUAAUAUUGAUCACAUGCGCAAGGUUGUGUUGGAGGUGAAGGGAGAGAAACAGUUGGUGGACCUCUCUGGGAAGCUGGCUGUGGCGGGAGUUGGACACAAGCUCUGGGUGGAGCAACCGGAGAACUUUCCCACGUGUUUGGCAACAAAGCCCUGCAUAAAAGAGGAAGUCGCCAUGCAUUUCAAAAAGUGCAAAUUGUGCAAGUGAAAACCGAGUGACAUGCUUGAAUUGUUCUGGAGCAGGAAGGGUGGGUAUCUGCUGAUAUUUGUGCCAAAAAACCGAGGCUGCUGAGCCUUUGCCGACCACCAGUUCACGCCCCCUUAUUUCCCUGUUGUCUGCAGUAAACUGCAGACUUUUCCUGUAGGGCGGGUAGAGGGCCUGCAGCCAAGUCCAGCCGGGCCCAGUAUCAAUAGGGCGCUGGCCUACCGGGGAGGUGUAGUCUUCUUUGUGCCACUCGCCCCUUGUCUUUGUGACACGAGAGUCAUGAAUCUUGAACGGGUGGGUAUGUUGUCCAACGUUUUUUACUCCUUUUGUGUUUCUGUGUUAGCUUGCAGGUUUCUUCUUUUUUUUGGCUUUGAGACCUUUUUUUCCCGCCUCUAUUGUGCUCAAUACCUUUUCUUUCGCGGGUGAGCAUCUUCUUUUGUCUGUAGAAGUGGACCCGCUGCAGCUAUGCGAAGGACGGCGACAAAAACAUUUUGCGAAACACCGCAGCCAUCAGUUGGAUACCAUCUUUGCGAUGUAGCCCUACGGGACGCUGCCCAACUUUGCAAAAUGGCCCGGUAGUUGCCAAGUUUUCGUAGGUGCAAUUGCAAAAGGCGAAGUGAAUUUGCACACCCGCCUGACAGGGGCAUAAGACAAACAUGUCAGCCCAAAACGCCAUUCCACUGU